UUUCUAUUACAUAUGUAGGUAUAGUAGAGAGUGUAUAUUGUAUGUACAUACAUAUUUUUAAUUCAAUUCCAUUCAUAAUUUCCGACAAUAAUCAUCGUCGCAGGUCACCGUGAAAUUAUUUAAAGUUCCUUAUCAAUUAUAUCCUUGCUUUGGAAUUCUUUUUUACUUCUAAGUAUAAUGAUAUGUAUUAGCUACUACAUUUUAUACAUUUUAUCAUUAUGUAUAAUAUUAGAAGCAACUGCGGACCUAGAUGGUAUAAAUGUGGGGACGACUGUACCAACUAAUAUACGAGAUAUAUUAAAAAAUGCAAAUGCUAGUGAAGUGAAAAAUAUUCUUAAUAAUACACGAAGAAUCAUUAUUGGUUCUGAAGCUCGGGACAGUAGACCCUAUAUGGUGUAUCUAAAGUUGCCGCCCAAUAAUCCAAAAUACAAAGACUAUCGUCGUUGGCUGUGUGGUGGAGUCAUAGUCCAUGAGGAGUACAUUCUGACGUCAGCAGCAUGCAUUGAAGAUGCUAAACAUUUUUAUGUAGUCUCUGGUACAUACAGACACGAUGAACGCGACGAUCGCAUCAGCAAUGCUUGUUUUAAAAAUGGCGCUAAGAAAGCUAUCUGGAAAUGUAUACCACGGAAUUACGUUUUCGACGGCCAUGAAAACGAUAACAUUAGAUGGAUGAACAACGACAUCGCUAUUGUGAAAGUUGAAGAGGAGUUUGAUUUCACCAGACGUGUUAGAGGAUGUGACUUCGUGCCUCGUCCGAUCUGCUACAAUAACCAGAGCAGUCGCCUCGAGGAUCCUGGGACUAUCGCCUCUAUUGCUGGGUGGGGAAGUACUGAGAAAUAUAACGAGCAUUUGACGAAAGAUACAGUGACCCAAGAUCUAUUGGAAACCGAAGUACGAAUCAUCUCUAAAAACCGAUGCAAGAAGCGGUGGGGUAAACGGUACCACAAUAUCAUCGAUAACUACAUGAUAUGUUCUAAAGAUCUUGUACCCGACCUUAGCGAGAUUUGUCAGGAAAAAUACGUAGAUUGCACGGAUAUAAUGUAUUCAGAAGAGUCAGAUGAAGACGGCAGAAGAACGUUUAGUCCCGGUGAAUUGAUUCUUCAUUCCGCUUAUCACAACGAAUCAGGACGAAGGCAAGCUGGUCCAGGCAGUGGAGGGUUUUGCGAGAACGAUCAUGGCGGUCCUCUAGUGUACGGUUCAGGAGUCAACUCUAUCGUUAUCGGCGUCAUCUCAGCUUGUCUUGUUAAGGAAAGAACUAACAAAUGCUAUGGACCAUUUCUAUACACCAGUGUAUAUAGAAACAGAGUCCUCAUUAGCUGUGCCAUCUACAAAGAAGCUGCAACGGGAUGCGACAAGCUAUUCCGUGCCAGUGAGACGCACACAGAAACUGUGAUGAGCUGGAUUGAUCACCCAGAUGAUGUAAAGACUAUAGAAGUAGCAACUCAUAUGCCAGCCGAAGUUGUAAAAAUUCUUAACAAUACUCGAAGGAUCAUAAAUGGCGAUGAAGUUACUGAUGGCAGGCCGUACAUGGUUUAUCUAAAAUUGCCACGUAGUAACAAAAAACAACCGAAUUACCGCACGUGGCUGUGUGGCGGCGUGAUCAUCCACGAAGAGUACAUCUUAACAUCAGCCGCUUGUAUUGAAGACGCUGAACAUUUCUACAUUGUUUCUGGAACUUAUAAGUAA
Manduca sexta (tobacco hornworm) is the source of this 1686-nucleotide messenger RNA. RefSeq lists its product as uncharacterized. Bases 178 to 1686 code for a protein of 502 amino acids. The record is from RefSeq and is a predicted model, not a curated record. Lineage: Eukaryota; Metazoa; Arthropoda; Insecta; Lepidoptera; Sphingidae. Gene Ontology annotation, molecular function: serine-type endopeptidase activity. Gene Ontology annotation, biological process: proteolysis. The transcript has 11 exons.